AUGCCCCCCAAGAAGAAAGGAAAGGGUAAAAAGUCCGGCGGUGGCAAGAAGAGGCGGAAGAGCUCAGGCAUCCGAAUGAAAGGAAAGCCGCUCACGGCCGAGCAAGCGUCGACUUUGAUGACAUAUUUGCUAGUCGAGUCUCGGAAACAGUCGAUUGCGCUCUACAAAGAAUGGUGUCAUGAGGAAAAGGAGACAAUGCGUCGGCUACGAUCGAAGCUCAAGCACAUACAACAGGAUCAGUACGAAACCAUCAAGAGCACCGUCGAUGCCACCGAGACGCUGGACAGUCGCAUCAUCACCACCGAGAGCGAGCAGGAGCAGCUUCCCGAGAUGUCGAUCGACAGGAAGCUCGCCCGGCAGCGCGAUGAGAUUGAAGAGCUCCAGACCACCCUGGAUCGCCUGGAAGAGGAAAUGAGCAAGAUCAAGCUCAACAACGAAGACAUGACCCGCUUCCAGAACGAGGGCGGUGCACUGCAGCUGGAAACAGUCCUGUCCCAGCUCAAGGAAGACGCCCUCUCUGCCCGUGACCGCCACGAGGCGGAGGUUGAGAGUCUCAAGAAAAAGCAUGAGAACAGCUUGAUAUCCACUGAUAAGCGGGCCGAGCGCAUCAUCGAGGACCUCGAGACGGUGGCUAGCAAGCACGUCAUGGGAGACAUCCCGGACCCAAUUGUGACCAUGGUGCGCAAGAAUCGGCAGCUCAAAGCCAACUUGAUCACCAUUCGCCAAGAAGAGAUUGAGCUGAAAAGGAAACUCCAGGGCCUCGAACAGGAGAACAUGACCCUUGUCGAGCGGAGUAUACAGGUCGACUGGAACAUGCUCUACGGAGACGACGGCAGUCUCGAAUUUGGCGUCCCAAGCUCCUCCGAGUGCGACAGUGAUCACAGCCCGGAGGAGCUUAGCGACGACAAUGACGAUCAACCCGAUGCACAAAGUCUGCCAUCGAACCCUGCCCGCUGUAAGCCAACUGCUGAAAACGAUGUCGACGAGCCCUCGGUUCACGAUCCCUGCACACACAGUCGCGGGAGCGCCAAGCGAGUCCGCUUUAACCAAGUCCCUGACCCCACCCCGGAGGAGCCUCAGCCCGACCAACGAGAGCCCGCUCGCCCCACGCAUCCGUCUGGGCGAGUUCUGGCUCCGCUUUCGUCCUUUACCUCGUCGACGUUCGCUUUACCGACAGUCCAGAGUCGGACGACCUUACUUCCACUACCAUCAAACCUCGAUCUUGCCAUGAAAGAAGUCAUCUCGCUUGAGAUGGCUCGCCGGAAGAAGCAAACUGAGCAAACAGGGGUCAACGGAAUGGCAGUGCGUCUCGGCAAGCUGGACUUGGAACUUGGCGGUCCGCCGAGAUACUACUCCAAGCUUGUCAAUACCUAUCCAUACCCGCCCAUGCCGGCGAUUUCUCCUGUCAAGAACAAAUGA
Molecule: messenger RNA, 1419 nt
Organism: Polychytrium aggregatum
Lineage: Eukaryota; Fungi; Chytridiomycota; Chytridiomycetes; Polychytriales
Exons: 6
Coding region: 1-1419 (472 amino acids)
Source: RefSeq, a predicted model, not a curated record